Messenger RNA from Lucilia sericata (common green bottle fly), 1540 nucleotides. RefSeq lists its product as uncharacterized. The record is from RefSeq and is a predicted model, not a curated record. The transcript is spliced from 5 exons. Bases 1 to 1515 code for a protein of 504 amino acids. NCBI's taxonomy places the organism in Eukaryota, Metazoa, Arthropoda, Insecta, Diptera, Calliphoridae.
AUGCUAAUACCAACAGUUAAAUCAGAAAUACGUUCACGCGGUGCAAAUAGUGUUAAUACAAACAAAAAUAAACAUGAAAGCCAUUUAUCAAACAAAUUAACAGACAAUGGUGAUGGUACAGCAUCAUCAGCAUCUACAGGCUCAUCGUCCGCAACAUCAACCUCAUCAUCGUCAUCAUCAGCAACAACUUCCUCUCAUGUUAAUACGGAUUUUGUCGAUAAACUUUCUUGGAAGUGUGCCAAUAAUGCCAGUUGUUUGUAUUCCUUGGCCAGUGGCAUUUUAAGCUCAUAUCGUCGUGGUGAAACGGUUAAAUUUGGCUUUUUAGAUUUGGUGAAAUUACCAACAUCGUCGACCCACAAAACAAAAUCUAAAUUAAAUUCAAAGCCAGCUGAAACCGGUCGUAGUAUGUCGACAUUUGUUGACUUCAUCAGUGGCAAUGCCAUUCGUAUACCGGUUGGUCCCAUGGUCUUCAGUGUACAACGUGCUGAAGAUGAUGACAAUUACAUUGAAGUGGCUCUAUUAAAAAAAGCUAGAAGUAGUACAGCUCGUCUGGGUGGUGGAGGUGGCGAUAGUGGCGGUCUAUUAAGUGGUGGAGGCGGAGGAGGAGGUGGAGGCCAUGGGCAUGGUAUUAUACAACGCAUUAAGGAGAACAAGGAUAAGGAUGAUAAGAAACAAAUGCAAAUGUAUAUACCCAUGUAUUUGGCUGCUACUACGUUUGGUUGGACUAUGGUGGCAGCCAAAGCGGUUGGAUUAUUAACACUCAAGGCCCUGGCCAUAUCGAAGAUAGCAUUUGUGGUGGCCGCUAUGGUUCUAAUGAAAAAACUUAUGGAAAAUGCAUCGGAAAAAAUGAUGUAUCAAUAUCCGGAACAAUCGCCUUAUAUGAUGCCUUAUAGCAUGGAUUACGGCAUGCAUUCAAUGGCUGGAGCUCCUCCUGAUAUGGCUGCUGCAGCAGACAUGUAUGGUGGCGGUAUGCCCAUGCAUUCGGCUGUAGCACCCAUGCAGGCACAUCAGGGACAUCCGGGCUAUGAGCAUUUAACAGCCGAAAGUACGAUUCAUCAAAAUAUAGCGGAUAUUCAAAAUAACACACAGGUGCUGGCAGCGUUAAAUGCAGUGGGCUUAGGUCAAAAAGUUAAACGUGAAGACUCCUGGCUGGCCAGAAAACCCCUUAAGCACAUUGCACCUACUACUGCACAAUUAUCGCACAAAAAUUUACCUCCAUAUAGUAUAGCAAAACAAAAAAUCUAUUUAAAUGAGUUAAAAUCUUAUGAUGAUUUUAUCACAGUGGCAGCAGUAGCAGCUGCUGAGGUGGUGGUGGAGGAAAAUGAAAAGCGUCUAAAAUUUAAAUCGGAUUUCUUUGGUGAAGACAACGACGACGACGAGGAUGAAGAAGAGGAUAAAAUUUUUAAUAGCGAAGAAAGUAUUAGAGAAACAUUGCAAUUUUUGGCUGGAAAUGUGGCACGAAGGCCAAUGGUUUACAACUAUUUAAAUCCACAUGCUGCAUAUUAUAGACAGUAAAAAGAGUAAUAUUUAAACACAACAA